Molecule: messenger RNA, 4211 nt
Organism: Ictidomys tridecemlineatus (thirteen-lined ground squirrel)
Lineage: Eukaryota; Metazoa; Chordata; Mammalia; Rodentia; Sciuridae
Gene: Snap29
Product: synaptosome associated protein 29
Biological process (GO): synaptic vesicle priming; synaptic vesicle fusion to presynaptic active zone membrane; exocytosis
Cellular component (GO): plasma membrane; SNARE complex
Molecular function (GO): SNAP receptor activity; syntaxin binding
Source: RefSeq, a predicted model, not a curated record
UACCCCCUCCCAAGCCGCCUAGCGCAAUGGUCGGAUCCGAGGCGGGGCUGCCGGCGCUUUUCAGGCGGAAGGAGCUCGCGCGACCGGCGCCGAAUCACAGGACGGGGCGUGGUGCUUGGCCGGUUCUGGCAGUGCUCCUCCUCUUUCCGGGACCGAGACGCUCUGUGGCACCAUGUCUGCUUACCCCAAAAGCUACAACCCUUUCGAUGACGAUGCGGAAGACGAAGACUCUCGUUCAGCCCCGUGGAGAGAUGCCCGCGACCUCCCCGACGGAUCCAACGCACCCGCCGACAGGCAGCAGUACCUGCGUCAGGAGGUGUUGCGCAGGGCAGAGGCCACAGCCGCCAGCACUAGCAGGUCCCUGUCCCUUAUGUACGAGUCCGAGAAGAUUGGGGUUGCCUCUUCCGAGGAACUAGUUCGACAGCGAGGAGUCCUAGAACACACAGAAAAGAUGGUGGACAAAAUGGAUCAAGAUUUGAAGACUAGCCAGAAACACAUCAACAGCAUUAAGAGUGUGUUUGGGGGGCUCGUCAAUUACUUCAAAGCCAAACCAACGGAGACCCCAUCUGAACAGAAUGGUACUCUUGCUCCCCAGCAGAACAGCAGAUUAAAAGAAGCCAUAAAUACAAGUAAAGAACAGGAGACAAAGUACCAAGCCAGCCAUCCAAACCUCAGAAAGCUGGAUGAUGUAGAUUCUGUCCUUGGAGGGCCUGGUUCUGCUGUGAAUACAGAGGCUUACCCAAAGAACCCACACCUUCGAGCCUAUCACCAGAAAAUUGACAGCAACUUAGAUGAACUGUCCAUGGGACUAGGCCGUCUCAAGGACAUAGCCCUGGGGAUGCAGACAGAAAUUGAGGAGCAAGAUGACAUUCUUGACCGACUAACAACUAAAGUGGACAAGUUAGAUAUCAAUAUAAAAACCACAGAAAAAAAAGUUCGACAACUCUAAAGAUAGAGAAAGUGCUCCAUUCUGUUGUGAUGAAAAGAUUGGAAAGAUCUUGUUUUAAAUUCUCAAGAAAUUUCAUGUAUUACUUAGUAUGUAAUUUAAUGUGUGUUUACAAAUGUUAUAACAGAAUGGGUCUUAAGAGAUUUUUGUUGAGAUGAAGAAAUGUGUCCUAUUUUUUUUUUUUUUAGAGCCAACACCUGCCUUAAAUUCUUUCAGCUAAAUAACUGAGAGUUUUUAGUUUGAGCACAGUAGUCUAGCCCUGAAUAUCUUUGGCCUUUGAUUACCAUCCUCAAAGUAGAAGAAAAAGUUUCAUUUCUUACUUUCAUCAGUAUAUGGGAGGAUAUGGGCAAAAUUUCAGUCUGGCAACCAUACCCUGUGUUUCCCUAUUUGUUAUAUUUCUCAUUUCUAGGCCUUAUGUAAGUCAGAGUGUAAGGGACCCUGUUCUUAGCAACUUGAGAGGCUGAGACAGGAGGAUCCCAAUUUCAAGGCCAGUCUCAGUAACUUAGUGAGAACCUUAGCAACUUAGUGAGACCCUGACCCUAAAUAAAAAAUAAGAUUAAAAAACUACUGUUUAUAUCUCAGUGGUAAAGCACCCCUGAGUUCAAUCCGAAGUAUUAAAAAAAAAAAAAAGUUGAAAGAAACCCUGUGUUCAUGGGGGAGGGUCCUUCCCACACCCUUAUAAUGGAAGUCAUUGCACACACCCAAUUUUGAGCACAUUGUGAUUAGAUUCUCUCCUCCCCCUAGAAAAAUAUCAGUGUUAGAUCCAGACAUAUAGUAUGGCACAUUCUUUGCUCUUUUGUUGACAGAUGUCACCUGUUCUCUUACUGAGCUCUGUCAUUGGUAUACAUUUCAAUAGGUGGGCUUUAGACCGGCAUUGCUCAAGGUGAUGCCUGGAAUGGGCAGGGAAUUGGCCCCUACCUACUCUUACAUUCUCCAUCUGUGGUUGGAAACAGAUUCUCCAUUGGCUCAAGGACACCUUGCUGACUGACCCAAGGUGUCUGUAGAAUUUAUGGAAAUAGAAUAACAUACAUAUGGGCUACCAGUGGUCUUAUUCCACUGAGCCCUUCACCCCACUGGGGAAUCACCAUUGCCAAGUCCUCAGCAUAGCAGAGUGUUUAUUUGAUGCCUGGAGUCCUCUGACUCAUCCAAGACUCUCAACCACUCUUCUGUUACUUCCUGCAAGGUGACAUUUGAAUCAUUGCGUUGGUUCUCUGUCACCCAGUUUUAGGAAUAAAAUUCCACAAAUGAUGCUGACCUUGUAUAGAAGGAUUUGGCUAGGAAAAAAUAUAAAGCUGGGUAUGAGCUACAUUCCCAGCUCACCCUUAUCUUUUUAAAAAACAAUUAAAAUAUUUCAAAGAUGGUAAAAAGUACUGAUUUUAAUAGUAAGGUCAGAAACUUGAAGUAACAGUGCCUUUCCACUUAAAAUGUGGCACCAGCCUGUGGAUCCUGUGGCAUUUCAUGAUGCUUUCCUUUAAAGUCUAUAGUCUAUAAAUGAAUGUCCCACAAAGCAAAGGAAGCCUCCUUAAAGUACUUGUUACAGGGCUAGGAUUAUAGCUCAGUGGUAGGGCACUUGCCUAGCACAUAUGUGGCCCUGGAUUCAAUUUCUGACACUACAAAAACAAACAAAAAAGUGUAACAGUGCAUUAGUUUUUUUGUUUGGUUUUGGAUUUUUAUUUUGAUGUUUUGUUGUUGUUGUUGUUUUUUUUAACAAUAUUGGGGAUUGAACCUAGAGCCUCAUGCAUGUUAGGCAAACACUUUCCAACUGAGCUACAUCCUCAGCCCACAACUAGCAUCUAUAUAGCAAUUUGUAAAAGUUUCAUCCCUGACAUUCAAACCUUCCUAAAAAUAGUGGCAGCCUGGCUGGAGAUGUAGCUGAGAGUUAGAGUGUUUGUCUAGCAUGAGAGGCCCCAGAAUUGAUCCCCAGUGCUGUUGGGGAAAAAAAAUGUUUUUCAUUUAAAAAAUGCAGACCAGCUUUUGUAUAUUUAAUACCUCCUAAUGGUUUCUGAUUUUUUUUCCUCUAACACCUUCCUAUCAUAAUGUUUCUCUUUAUCACCAUCAGGCACAGAGUUGUGGAGAUUUUAACCAUUAUACCUCAGAUUUAAGUAUUUUUGUUGUUUUAAAUAAAUACACAGUGGUGCAUGCCUAUAAUCCCAGUGACUUGGGAGACUGAGGAAGGAGGAUUGCAGGUUCAAGGCCAGCAAGACCCUAUUUCAAAAUAAAAAGGGACUGAGGUGUGAUCAGUAGAAGAGGACCUCGGAGUUCAAUCCUCAGUACCACAAAAAAUAAAUACAUAUGUAAACAUUCUCAUCAACAGCCUUCCAUUUGCAUUAUGGAAUAAGUGAUUCAUCUUAGUUGAAGCAAAGUAACAUUUCAUGAAUCUUCUCAAUCUUCUCUUUUGUUAGGGUAAUGAAACCAAUCAUUCCCCUUCCUUUUUUUGAUAUGGGGGAUUCUACCCUUUUGCUUUAUCUGUUUUCCUCACAUUAGAGGGCCUGUUCCUGUUCAGAACCUCUUGUUCUAAAGGCUUUUCCUGAGGGACUGUCCCUAUGCUGUUGACAGCUGGCUGCUGCUUCUUGCUAAGUCUUCACCUACUCCCUACCCCAUGAAGGACUGGUUGCUGAUGCUACUUAUAAAGCGGAGUUGUUUGUAUUUUCACAGAGAACAAAGGAAGACCUGAGGAGGCUCCAGAAUCUAUCUUUAUGAUAGAUCUUUAUGAUUGUGAUCAAAAAGAAAGAAUCCUACCUUUUGGAUUAGACAUGCAAAGGUGCCAUGGCUGGGGCUAAUUAUGGAGCAGACUUUGGCACCCCAGUCAAUAUCAAUAAACUCAUCUUUCUUGCCAGAUGGGAUCCACAAGACAGAUUUUGAUUUCCACAGGGGUCUUUUCCACAUUGUUUAGAAAAGGAAACCUCAGUUUAACUCAAGUGGCAAGAAAAAAAUAUAGCAGAGAUUUUCAUUUUUCUUAACUUCUUUUUUGUAAAUAUGUAAUUUUAAGUAUACACUACACCAGUUUAGUAAAAAUCUUCCACAAGCCUUUCUACAAAAUUUUUUUAAAAAUUAUGAAUAUUGUUAAGUAUCUUCAAUUAUGAUGAAUGAAAUAUAUCAUAUACAUGUUGAUGAGCCAGUCAUUGAAAAUGCUUAUCUUGGUAUCAUCUUGAGAUGGGGACUUUUUUUCAGAAUAUGUAUCAGAACAGAUAGUAUCCUCCAUGCCUUCAACUUAACAAAUGAGCAUAUUCCAUAAAAUAAAAUGUGAAGCUGUUUUUUAACCAAA